AUGGUAGUGGCUAUCACCGGUGUAAGAGUAAGGAAACUACGAGAAAAUUUACAUAUACAUCACAUUUUAUGAGCUUACAUGUAAGUUUCAGAUCUUUGAUCAGUUGUCUUGUAAAUAAAAAUCAAGUUCAAAGUUUGCAAGCCGAGAAUCGUUACCUAAAAUCUUACCUAUUCCAAGAACCAUUAUUUACUUUAUCAAGAAAAUCCUACCUCACUCUCCAGCUGUUUAUUCUCGAGAUUUGCAACAGGCAUGGCAAUGCCUUCAUCGAAGUUCAACUCGCUCACAAUGUCUUCCAUUUUGAAUGCGAAAAAGCCUUCAAGAUAUCACGAAUGAAUCUGUAACAAAACACUACACUAUCCUAUAUGCCCGUUAAUAUUUCCGUAGAGGACUAAAAUUAUGUUUUUGUUAGUUCUGCAAGUCUUCCCACAAUCUUCUUCAGAGGAAAAUUUAUGAGCUCUGCUCCAUCAAAGUUGUUGUGGAAACGGUGAAAACAASCRGCGCCAGCGAUGUAAAGAACCACUUUCAGCGGAUGCACUAAAUUGCAGGUCCCGGAUGUUAGAUCCCAGUGUCUCGUUGAGCGGAAGCCUGACGACACGUGAAGGAACUUUCAGGCGAAAAGCCAACCGAAAUAUCUUGGGAAAAUGAGAAGGAAAAGAAAGGAAAGAAAGCCUCCAGCUAAAUCAAAUCAGGGCCAGGGAAAACCAGCGGACCGGAGCAAUAAACGUAUUGUCUUUGUUGAUGAAAGUGCCAUUGAGGUUCAAGUAAAAACGGAUAAAUCAAAUGGCGAAGAAGAAACUAUUGUAAAGGACGACAAUGAGAAAGUUAUUGCUGUGAUAGAUAAGAGCCCGGGUCAGUGUAAACCCAGCGAGGGGAGCACUACAGGGGCUAAUGAUGAGGACGAAGAUAUCCCAGAGGACAUUUCUUGGAAGUCUAGCAAAGAAACUGCAAUUCGAGAACGGACGCUUGAGAAAGAGAUCGUUCUUGAUGCUAAACGAAAAGAAAAACAAUCUAGAAUAGAAAGAAAUGAACGAUUACUGGAGCAGAAGGAAAGGAAACGAGCGAGAGAAUACUCUAGACUACCAAUGGAUGUUCUCCAGCAAGUUGCUAAGCGACAAAAGUCUCAGACAAAUGAAGACUUGGUACCACAAUCAGUUGAUCAGGAUACUGGAAAUCACAUGACCUUUGACAGUUCAAGUGAGGGUGAAAAAGAUGAUCAAGAAGAAGAGGUCCCAAAAGUAAAUGAAGAAAUACCAGAAAUUAAAGUUCUUGUGUUACCGCAGGAAGUGAAGAAGCCAAAGAGAAUUCAACAAUCUGCAAGUUUGUUUUUGAAAGAACAGUUAUUUGGGGGUAGAAUUCAGCGAAUUUCACCAUCAAUGGACUCUGAUCACACUAGGAAAUAUAAAACAAUAGCUCCUGCCCUUAAAUUUUCCAAAAAGUUGCGAUAGUUUAAUGAUCUCAAAAGUGUUAAAAGUAAUAGGUUAAAGCUACUCCAAAACUGUAUGUUUUAUGAAAGAUUAUGUUGUAUAAUAAUAUUAUUGUCGCUAAAUCACAGGGAUUGCAUUAAUUUGCAAAAGAUUUUUAUAGAAUAACUGAGGACAAAACGUGAACCAAUUUUUGAUAGAGUUUGUGCAGGGAGCAAACUGUAUUAUGUUCAUGCUCCAUUUCAGUAGAGGAAGAAAAUGAAAUACAUUUGUUUACAUAUAAGUUAUGUGUGUAUCCAGCUUUAAUUU
This is a messenger RNA of Orbicella faveolata, 1730 nucleotides long. RefSeq lists its product as uncharacterized. The record is from RefSeq and is a predicted model, not a curated record. NCBI's taxonomy places the organism in Eukaryota, Metazoa, Cnidaria, Anthozoa, Scleractinia, Merulinidae.